This is a messenger RNA of Mycotypha africana, 3453 nucleotides long. Its product is annotated as DNA-directed RNA polymerase III subunit RPC2. The coding region runs from base 1 to 3453 and encodes 1150 amino acids. The transcript has 5 exons. NCBI's taxonomy places the organism in Eukaryota, Fungi, Mucoromycota, Mucoromycetes, Mucorales, Mycotyphaceae. Gene Ontology annotation, biological process: DNA-templated transcription. Gene Ontology annotation, cellular component: RNA polymerase III complex. Gene Ontology annotation, molecular function: DNA-directed RNA polymerase activity; ribonucleoside binding; DNA binding. The record is from RefSeq and is a predicted model, not a curated record.
AUGGCCGAUGCGAUGGUUGUAGAUCCAGUCAACAAUCUUGACAAAAAUGGGUUCGAACCCUUAAAGGCAGAAUUUUAUGAAGGAAAGCAUAUUGCUGAACCUAUCAAAGAAAUCAAGGACAAAUGGAAGUUAUUGCCAGCUUAUCUGAAAGUGAAGGGUCUUGUUAAGCAGCACAUCGACUCCUUCAACUAUUUCGUCGAUGUUGAUCUAAAGAAGAUCAUCAAGGCAAACGAAAAAGUAACUUCCGAUGUUGAUCCUCACUUUUAUUUAAAAUAUACCAAUAUUCAUGUCGGUAUGCCAGAACGUACUGAUGCCAACGCUGCCAAUAAAAGCUAUACACCUCACGAAUGUCGGCUUCGUGAUCUUACCUAUUCCGCCAACAUCUAUGUCGAUGUCGAAUACACCCGUGGACGUCAAAUUGUUAAAAGAAAAAAUGUUAUGAUUGGUCGUCUUCCAAUCAUGUUACGUUCAUCGCACUGUGUUCUCACCGGUAAAAAUGAAGCCGAGCUUGCUCGUAUGAAGGAAUGUCCUCUUGACCCCGGAGGAUACUUCGUUGUCAAGGGUACUGAAAAGGUCAUUCUUGUGCAAGAACAAUUGUCAAAAAAUCGUAUUAUUGUCGACUUGGAUAAAAAGGGCGGCAUUAUUGCUAAUGUGCAAUCAUCAACCCACGAACGUAAAUCGAAGACAGCCGUUUACGUGAAGAACGGGAAAAUUUAUUUGAAACACAAUUCCAUUUCAGAAGAUAUACCCGUUGCGAUUUUUAUGAAGGCAUUGGGCAUACAGUCAGACAGAGAAAUUGCGCAGUUGGUCUGUGGUAAUGAUCAUGAUUUGAACGACGCCUUUGCAAUUAAUAUCGAAGAAGCAUCUCGUUUGAGAAUCUUCACACAGCUUCAGGCCCUGGAUUACAUUGGCGGCAAAGUCAAGGUGAACCGAAAGCUGUCCACAGUACGAAAGACACAAGCAGAGGAGGCAUUGGAAGUCUUGGCUACCGUCAUCUUUUCUCAUGUCCCGGUAGAUAAUUUGAAUUUUAGAGAAAAGAGUAUUUACGCAGCCGUCAUGAUUCGUCGUGUUCUUGUCGCAAUGAUUGAUGAAGUGCAGGUUGAUGAUAGAGAUUACGUUGGUAACAAACGUUUAGAAUUAGCAGGUCAAUUAUUGUCGUUGCUUUUCGAAGAUUUGUUCAAAAAGUUCAACUCGGAUCUGAAAAUGAAUGCAGACAAAGUUUUGAAGAAACCCAACCGAACUCAAGAGUUUGAUAUCUUUAAUCAACUUAUUUUACACGGCGACCAUAUCACCAGCGGAUUCAUUCGGGCUAUUUCUACUGGUAAUUGGGUGUUAAAGCGUUUCAAGAUGGACCGUGCGGGUAUUACCCAAGUUUUAUCUCGUUUAUCUUAUAUCUCAGCAUUGGGUAUGAUGACUCGUAUUACAUCUCAGUUCGAAAAAACCAGAAAAGUAUCAGGUCCAAGAGCUUUGCAACCGUCACAGUGGGGUAUGCUUUGUCCUUCUGAUACACCUGAAGGUGAAGCAUGUGGUUUGGUCAAAAACUUGGCGCUAAUGACUCACAUUACAACUGAUCAAGAAGAAGAGCCCAUUCGACAAAUUGCCUUCUCUUUAGGCGCCGAAGAUGUAAAUAUGCUAACCGGUGCAGAACUUUUCCUUCCCAAUACAUUUAUUGUCUUUUUGAACGGUAAUAUUCUGGGUAUCACGCGUCGCGUGCAACAAUUUGUUAAGAAUUUCCGUCGUCUACGUCGUGCUGGUCGUAUAUCGGAAUUUGUCUCGAUCUUUGUCAAUACACAUCAAAGAACCGUCAAUUUAUCUUCAGAUGGUGGCCGUAUCUGUAGACCACUGAUUAUUGUAGAGAACGGUAAACCUACUGUGAAGCAGCAUCAUAUUGAUGAUUUGAUUGCAGGAAAGUUGGUUUUUGAUGAUUUCUUGAAAAUGGGCCUUGUUGAAUAUGUUGAUGUCAAUGAAGAAAGUGAUGCCAACAUUGCUAUUUACGAACAAGAUAUUAUACCACAGACUAGCCAUUUAGAAAUUGAGCCUUUCACCCUUCUUGGUGCAGUAGCUGGUCUGAUUCCCUAUCCUCAUCACAAUCAAUCUCCCCGUAACACUUAUCAAUGUGCUAUGGGUAAGCAGGCCAUCGGUGCGAUUGGUUAUAACCAGUUGAACCGUAUUGAAACCUUGAUUUACCUCAUGGUCUAUCCUCAACAACCCAUGGUCAAGUCCAAAACCAUUGAAUUGAUCGGUUAUGACAAGCUGCCCGCUGGUCAAAACGCCACUGUUGCUGUUAUGAGUUAUUCUGGUUAUGAUAUUGAAGAUGCCUUAGUCCUUAACAAAGCAGGUCUGGAUAGAGGAUUUGGCCGUUGUCAGGUGAUGAGGAAAUAUGCUACCUUAGUAAAGCGUUAUCCCAACGGCACACAUGAUCGUUUGGCUGAUCCACCUGCGCCUGAAUCUGAUAUGUGGAAUCCUAGUUACGAUGCUUUGGAGCAAGAUGGUAUUGCUGGCGUCGGUGAACCACUCGAAGCGGGCUCUAUCUAUAUUAAUAAACAAACACCUGUCAGCGCUGGUAUUGAUGCAGCUGUACCUGGAGCAUCUCAUAGUGUUGCUUACAAAGCAGCUCCUAUGCGUUAUAAAUCUCCUCAAACCGGUUAUGUUGAUAAAGUCCUCUUUAGUACUACUGAAUCUGAUCAAACACUCAUCAAGGUUAAUAUUCGACAAACACGUCGUCCUGAAUUGGGUGAUAAAUUCUCUUCUCGUCACGGUCAGAAGGGUGUGUGUGGUAUUAUUGUUCAGCAAGAAGAUAUGCCUUUCUCAGAUCUAGGUGUCAAUCCUGAUAUUAUCAUGAAUCCUCAUGGUUUUCCAUCGCGUAUGACUGUUGGUAAAAUGAUUGAAUUGUUAGCAGGUAAAGCAGGUGUUUUGGAUGGGUCGCUACAGUAUGGCACAGCGUUUGGUGGCUCGAAGGUAGAAGAUAUGAGUCGUAUCUUGAUCAGUCAUGGCUUCAACUAUUCUGGUAAAGAUUAUGUCACAUCUGGUAUUACUGGUGAGCCACUCUCUGCAUAUAUUUUCUUCGGUCCCAUCUAUUAUCAGAAAUUAAAGCACAUGGUUAUGGAUAAGAUGCAUGCUCGCGCAAGAGGUCCUCGUGCUACGCUUACGCGUCAACCUACAGAAGGUCGUUCAAGAGAUGGCGGUCUUCGUUUGGGUGAAAUGGAACGUGAUUGUUUAAUUGGUUAUGGUGCUUCGCAACUCUUACUUGAACGUCUUAUGAUUUCCUCUGAUGCUUUCGAAGUUCAUGUAUGUGAUAAGUGUGGCUUAAUUGGUUAUGCCGGCUGGUGUCAGUUCUGUAAGAGUUCGAAGUAUAUGAAAACGAUGAAUAUACCCUACGCUGCUAAGUUACUCUUCCAAGAAUUAAUGGCAAUGAACAUCUCACCUCGACUUAUUUUAGAGGACGCUAUCUAA